AAUGUCAAUGUCAUUUGAAUUGUGAAGAAAAAUCUUAGCAAUUGCAAAAUGUUGUAGUUUUGUGAAUUGUAUUGUAAUUAUUCAUUCAUUAUUGCUAAGCCCUCAUAUUUUUAACAACAAUUUAAAGAAUGAUUCGAUUAUCCUCCGUUUACCCUGUUUAAUAUGCAACAAAACUUUAGCAAUUAAGUGUACAAGUGGUGUGUAAACAAACAAAUGGCUGGUGAUCGCGAGAGAAAUAAACAUCGGAGCCCCGAGAGGCAUCGAAGUGAAGAAAAGAACAGACGGAGCCCUGAGCGGGACAAACGGGACCGGAGCCGCGAGCGACACGGACGGAGCAGCGGAGAACGACGGGACAGCAGAGAACGGCGGAAUGGCAAGGAGCGGCGGGACAGCAGGGAUAGGCGAGACAGCGAUAGUGAUCGGCACAGGCGGGACAGCAGCGAACGUCACAAAGAGCAGCGGAACCGCGGUGACAGGGAGCGCUCGGCGCGGCCGCAACACCGCGACCGAGGCCGGAGCUCCUACAGGGAGUACACUGGCGGAGGCCUGGGCGGCGGUCUAGGCAGCGGAGGCCCUGCUCCGAAAGGUCGCUACAAGCCACAAGAGGAGGAGUUCUUAGAUGCCCGACGGGAGGAGCGGGAGAGGAUAGGAGAAGUGGGAGUCUCCUCAGUGUGGGGCAAGUCUCCCACCAGACCUGACUCAGAUGAAGAACCACCCCAGAAGGGUUCAGAAGGGAGCAAAGAGAAGAAGAAGAGCAAAAAGUCCAAAGACAAAGAAGAUACUAAAGUGAAACUGAAAAAACUUAAGAAGAAACUCAAAAAGAUAAAAAAGGCUCGCAAGAAAGCAAAGAAGAAAUCACGUAGUUCCAGCAGUGACAGCAGCUCCAGCAGUGAGGAGGAGAUCUGGGUGGAGAAAGGAAAGGAGCACGAGGUCUUGGAAACAUCGAAGUCAUCUAAAGAUGAAGACAUGCUCGGCGGUGAGGCGCCGGGGCCCGCGCCGCGCACUGGCGGAGCGCUGGCGCCUCGGGACUUCGGCCGCGCCCUACUACCCGGCGAGGGCGCCGCCAUGGCCGCCUUCGUGGCGGAGGGCAAGCGCAUCCCGCGCAGAGGCGAGAUCGGGCUCACGUCCGACGAGAUCGCGUCCUACGAGUCCGUGGGCUACGUCAUGAGCGGCAGCAGACACCGGCGCAUGGAGGCGGUCCGCAUCCGCAAGGAGAACCAGAUCUACUCGGCGGACGAGAAGCGCGCGCUCGCCGCCUUCAGCAAGGAGGAGCGCGCCAAGCGGGAGAACGCCAUCCUCGCGCAGUUCCGCGACGUGCUGUCGGCGCGCGCGCACAGGCGGGAGGACUGACUGAUGCUGACCAGAUCUACUGCGGACGAGCAGCGCGCGCUCGCCGCCUUCAGCAAGGAGGAGCGCGCCAAGCGGGAGAACGCCAUCCUCGCGCAGUUCCGCGACGUGCUGUCGGCGCGCGCGCACAGGCGGGAGGACUGACUGAUGCUGACCAGAUCUACUGCGGACGAGCAGCGCGCGCUCGCCGCCUUCAGCAAGGAGGAGCGCGCCAAGCGGGAGAACGCCAUCCUCGCGCAGUUCCGCGACGUGCUAUCGGCGCGCGCGCACAGGCGGGAGGACUGACUGAUGCUGACCAGAUCUACUGCGGACGAGCAGCGCGCGCUCGCCGCCUUCAGCAAGGAGGAGCGCGCCAAGCGGGAGAACGCCAUCCUCGCGCAGUUCCGCGACGUGCUGUCGGCGCGCGCGCACAGGCGGGAGGACUGACUGAUGCUGACCAGAUCUACUGCGGACGAGCAGCGCGCGCUCGCCGCCUUCAGCAAGGAGGAGCGCGCCAAGCGGGAGAACGCCAUCCUCGCGCAGUUCCGCGACGUGCUGUCGGCGCGCGCGCACAGGCGGGAGGACUGACUGAUGCUGACCAGAUCUACUGCGGACGAGCAGCGCGCGCUCGCCGCCUUCAGCAAGGAGGAGCGCGCCAAGCGGGAGAACGCCAUCCUCGCGCAGUUCCGCGACGUGCUGUCGGCGCGCGCGCACAGGCGGGAGGACUGACUGAUGCUGACCAGAUCUACUGCGGACGAGCAGCGCGCGCUCGCCGCCUUCAGCAAGGAGGAGCGCGCCAAGCGGGAGAACGCCAUCCUCGCGCAGUUCCGCGACGUGCUGUCGGCGCGCGCGCACAGGCGGGAGGACUGACUGAUGCUGACCAGAUCUACUGCGGACGAGCAGCGCGCGCUCGCCGCCUUCAGCAAGGAGGAGCGCGCCAAGCGGGAGAACGCCAUCCUCGCGCAGUUCCGCGACGUGCUGUCGGCGCGCGCGCACAGGCGGGAGGACUGACUGAUGCUGACCAGAUCUACUGCGGACGAGCAGCGCGCGCCUGCUUAUAAAUUAUAUAUUUUGAUUCCA
This is a messenger RNA of Bicyclus anynana (squinting bush brown), 2406 nucleotides long. Its product is annotated as NKAP family protein CG6066. Gene Ontology annotation, biological process: regulation of gene expression. Gene Ontology annotation, cellular component: nucleus. The transcript has 5 exons. Lineage: Eukaryota; Metazoa; Arthropoda; Insecta; Lepidoptera; Nymphalidae. Bases 214 to 1350 code for a protein of 378 amino acids. The record is from RefSeq and is a predicted model, not a curated record. Gene Ontology annotation, molecular function: chromatin binding.